GUUCUGCUUGGGGGCUGGGAUGCCGAGGAGGUUUUCGUCGCCAUCAAACCUCUCUGAUGUUUCCCAGUUGGAAGCUAGCGACCACCAAAACAACGCUUCUAUUUGUCUCAAACUGCAGGCAAGCUUUCAGAUAAAUCAGUGGCUUCAUAUAACCAUUCAGACUUCACGGAGUGUCUUGUAUUUUGUUGCAACUAGGUGUCCACGAUACCCCCUCGUGACGCAACGGUUGCACUUUGACUUUGAGUCGCACGAAGUUUCAUCGACUUGUGCAAUAUUGAAACGCGACGCAGUAUUUAAAUCCGUGUGUCUGAUUCUUUGCGCAACUUUUGCCAGACGACCACUCUGCUGCUCCACGCCCAGAGCACGCCCAUCUGCUCAACUGCUUCCCGCGAGAAACCCAGUGACCGCCUCGUCCUUUCAAAAUAUCAGGCUACGGAUCGCCUCAGUACAGGAGCAACAGAAGUUCUACCAUGUUGGAAACUGCAGAAAGCCAAGUGGCACAGGUUGCUGUAAAUGAACAGAAGCCUCCCAAAGAGCCUCCUGUCUGCAAGUUCUUCAACUCAAAGAGGGGAUGUCGUCAUGGAAGACAAUGUCGAUUCCAGCAUGUCAUAAAAGAUAGCACUACUCAGAGGGAAGAAAGGUCAACAGCAGCAGGAGAUGAUGGUGACGUGACUGAUGAAGCAGGUGAGUCUGUGGACCAGAAAUCAGCUCCCAAAGACGUGACGUCAAAACCUCCACCCAACAAGGGAAAACUGUGCUGGGUCUUCAGCCGUGGUCAAAGGUGCAGGUUCGGCAGUGACUGCAGAUUCUUGCACGAGAGGCGCAUAGGUGGUGCAGAAACAGGUGAAGACCCAAGAAGUAAGACAGAAGAUCUCAGGGAAAGACCUGCUCAGUCUGCAAGGAGGACAGGGCAGAGCAGGUCCAAAAAGCUCUGCAGGUACUUCAAAAAUGGCAACUGUACUAUGGAGGAUAGGUGCAAAUUCUUUCACCCCAAGACACUUGACAAUGUAGAAGUCAGCAAUGAUUUAAACAGUGGUUCCAAAGAAGAGCUAGUGGAGGAGGUUGCUCAGCAUCCAUUGGUGCCACAAAAGGCUGAGCAGCCAAGCCGUGUUAUCCAGGCUGCCCACAAGCCAGUACCAAGACCAGCAAGGCCUACUGUAAGCAUGGAGGGAGCAACUGAUGAGGAACUUGGUAAGCUUCAAGAAACAGAGAUCUCCUUGCUCAAGAAAAGAUUCAGCAAGGAGGAUAUAGAAGAUAUCACUGAGGAAGGCAGCAGGUGCAAGGCCUACAAGAUACGCAUGUCUCCUAGUGACCCAGACUGGCCCUUUGAUGUACAAGUCUUUGAACUCUGUGUAAACAUUCCGGAGCAGUAUCCUGUACAGGUUGCUGACAUCAGCUUGACAAUAGACCAAGCACUUCCAGAGACAGUUAUCAGACACUUGAACCAGGAAAUUAAAGACUGGCUGCAGGAGAAGCAGACUUCCCACGAAAGUACCGGACGAGCCGAGCUGAUGUUUCGUCCCUUUCUGCACUGGUUUGACCGUAACCUGGAGGACAUGUUCACAGAAGCAGCCAAGCUGUUCAAAAAGGAGGUUGUAGCCAAUGCUGCUGGACUGGAGUUUGUGCCCUUUCAAAGUCUUCCCUCAGCACAUGCCAAAGACAAACAUACUGCAGCUGCUAGUCAGGAGUCUCAGGCUGCUACAAGGUCACAAGAGAAAGGACCUGAUGCUAAUUUACAGAUAGGGAAAGUUAUUCGGCCAAAGUCUAAGAAAGAUGAACCUCAGAAGUACCAAGCACCCAAGGAAAGGGGAGAAAUUUCCCAGGUUCAGAGAGAAGAAGGUGGCAAGUCAGGUGCGAAGACACCUGAAGUAUGUGCUGCUCCAGUGAAAAAGGGAACUGAGGCCAAGUUCAUAAAUCUGGAGAUGAGUGAAGAUGUUGCCACAGUCUAUGCACAACAGAUUGUUGUUACAGUCCAGUGUAUAAGGUGCAAAAGCCGUCAUGAUGUGAAGACCCGUCCCCAGCAGCUGCAUGUGAUCAGCUGUCAGAAGUGCCAGCACCAGUACAAGGCAGCCUUCCGCCCUGCUGUCAUGCACCAAUACUCGCCUGUCAUUGGCUACUUUGACCUGGAUGGAUGCGUGCCAUUUGACCUGAUUGUGGUGGAAUGUGACUUCCUGAUUGGCUGUCUGCAGUGUGACAAAGAAACAAACUUCAAAGGUGUCCAGCCUGGCCAGCACCGGGACUUGCGAUGUUCCCACUGCCAUCAAAGGCUGAGGCUGAAGGGCAGCUCAGUGAAGUUCACACAACUGCAGCCUUCUCAACCCUCAGGAAACGGCCAGGUCAUUCAUACCCAGACUAAGAGUAAGAGGGUUCCCAAAGACCCAGCUAUCCAGGAGGGCCUCCCUCUGCCCAGCAAUGGUAUCUGUAAACACUACAAGAAGAGCUUCAGAUGGCUCAGGUUCCCAUGCUGUGGUAGGACGUAUCCCUGCGAUGUGUGCCAUGAUGAAGAACAGAAAGGAGACCAUGAGAUGAAACUGGCCAACAGGAUGAUCUGUGGCUUCUGCGCCAAGGAACAGCCAUUUGCAGCAGACAAGCCGUGUGUUCUGUGUGGAUCCAACAUGAAGAAAGGAGGCGGCAGUCACUGGGAAGGAGGCAAAGGCUGCCGGGACCAGAUCAAGAUGAGCAGGAAUGAUAAUCAAAAGUAUCAUGGGAUAAACAAGACCGUCUCACGGAAGGAGCAGGAAAAAAGGGAGCCAAAGAAGAAGGCUAAGAAAGCUGAUAAAUAAGGGCAAUGCCCUGUAUCAUGUGCCUCUAUCCUCAGUUUUCAGUAUUACUCUUAAUUUCUCACUUGAUCACAAUGUUGUGAUUUCUGUUAUUUUGUGAUCAUAAGCAUGGUUAUAAGUCUACUGUGAAAAAUGGAACUCACUUUGAUUUCUUGAUUUCAUGCAUAUGUGCUGUAAAUGCACCACUGAUCUUCUCAUGCAAGUUUUUAAAGCAUGGAAAAAUUUGCCAUAGCUUACUACACUGUAUUUGGUAAAAGGAAAUGCUCUGCAAGGAGUGGAAAGGGAUGUUCGAAUGGAAGUAUUAAUGGAUAAAGGUGUUUGCUGAAGUUGUAAAGGGGACACAAUACACACUGUAGUGCAUAUCAGAAGUAAUGCAACCUAUCAGUUUGUUGUAUAUUCCAGAACAAAUAAUUUUUGUGGGAAUGUUAGUACCCCAGCUAGUGUGUAUUAACUUGGCAUAUGUCACUGUUGAUGGCCUGAAAAUACCGGUGCUGAUACAUAUAUGGUAAUGCGUCUAUUCGGAGGAUGUAAAUAGCAAAUGAAUAAAGCAUAAUACAAUUAAGUUUUUCAUUCUUAAUAUCAAUAAUUGAUGGAUAAUAAGUGCAGGCAGUUAACUUCUCCAUAUAGGGGCAAAAACUAAUCUAAUAGAAGCCUUAUAUAUUGAUGUGCCCUAGAAAUGAAUAGCCAGUUGUGAAAUUAAAGAAAUAAUCUAUGUAGAUUGGCAGGUCUUGAUAGACCUACUUGAAAAUUUUAGUUGCUGUGAGGAUACCUUUACCUAUAAUGUUAGUUGAAGCAAAUGUACUUGGCUAAAUCCCCUGGCAUGUUAUCUGUCUAUUUUGCCAAUUUUCUACUCUUUCCAGCCACUUUGAAGCCUGGUAGAGGCUACUAGUAUUACACAUCAACUACCUCAGUCCACACACAGACAUUACUGUAUAAAGAUGCCCUCAUAUUUGAAACCAAAGUACACCCACAUAUUUUUGCUUUUACAAUACCCAUUUUGUACUAAUAGACCAUGAGACUGACUGAUUUGAAAUCAAUUAAUAUUUAUUUUGCUUACAUUAUUCAUGACUUUCAAAGAAAUGGCUGUCCUGUAAAUUUUUAAAAACCCACUAUUCAAAAUAGCAAAUGCCAUAAAAUACAUCCGUACGUCAAUACCUAAUUGUAAACAAAAGGCACUUGCAUUGUAACAAUUUAUAUAAGAUGUUAAAAACACAAAACACAUAAUAGUAGACUACUCAAACUGUACAUUAUGACAUUCAGGCCUCCAUACUGCAAUUGUUAGUUUUGAGUAUCCCAAUUAUUUGUAGUAAGCCCUUAUACUACCUUCUGCUACAAGUUUUGAGACAUUGCAUGACGUGUACAUGGAUGAAUAACUAUGGGUUAAAUUUGACAGAUACUCUGAUAUAACAAAACAAAACUACACUGUGUCAAAAUGUACAAGAACAUAUUAUGAACAUUGAUAGUACACUAUAUAAACACUGAUUAUAUGACUGUAGUAUGAGGGAUUACAUGUAGUUGUACUUACGUAUAUACAUUCAGACAGACAGACAUUCUCUCUUCAUUCUACAGCUUAGCCAAAAAUUUACCUUGCAGAACUUUAAGCCCCAAGAAGUUGCUAUAUAAAGGUACCUUUCCUACCAGUACCCAGGUUCGCUAUUGUGCAUCUUAGUUUGGCUACAAAGACAAAAAAGGGCAACACUAGGCCUUCUUGUCUUAAGGCCAGGAAUCUAGUUAUUCACAUUGCAUAUAAGGAUAGUCAAGAACAGUCAUAAAAAAUUUGAGGAUUAUUACAUCCUUGGUCUUUUCUACUGGGUAGAUUUCACAAUAAUCGCAUACGGCUUUUGGACCUCUUAACGUGAAAUUUUGUGCAUGGGUGAUUUUAUACAUCUCACUUGAGAACAUCUUAGUUCCAAAGUUUGAAUCCUGGUGCCUUUCAAAAGGGCUAGUGGAAGAGGAACAUUACAUAACAGACAGUAACUAGCUACAGAUUGACAUUACCAUAGAAAAGAUAUUUCCAACAAAUACUCACAUUACUGAUUCUAAAAUAAGUGUAGUUUUUGAACAGCUGGGUUAAGUUCAGCAGCCCUUCUGGAUAUGCUACCUUGUGCUUAGGCCUGCUGGGACCCAUGUCUCUACACACUUGACCUAAUAUCACAUGUUCUGUCACAAAUUAUAUAGUAUAGGGACAACAGAAGUUCCCAUGAAAUGCCACCAGGUACAA
Molecule: messenger RNA, 5001 nt
Organism: Branchiostoma belcheri (Belcher's lancelet)
Lineage: Eukaryota; Metazoa; Chordata; Leptocardii; Amphioxiformes; Branchiostomatidae
Exons: 12
Coding region: 471-2783 (770 amino acids)
Molecular function (GO): protein binding; zinc ion binding
Source: RefSeq, a predicted model, not a curated record